This is a messenger RNA of Capronia epimyces CBS 606.96, 912 nucleotides long. RefSeq lists its product as uncharacterized. Bases 1 to 912 code for a protein of 303 amino acids. The record is from RefSeq and is a predicted model, not a curated record. The transcript has a single exon. Lineage: Eukaryota; Fungi; Ascomycota; Eurotiomycetes; Chaetothyriales; Herpotrichiellaceae. Gene Ontology annotation, molecular function: RNA binding.
AUGUCUAUAAAACGAAAGCGCGACCAGGACGAGUCCGAAGCUCAUCUUGUGCAGGCUGAGGCGGCUACUACAACGCAACACAACGGCGCAACCCAGGAUUCGGAAGACAAAUCGGGGAAAACAAAAGGACGGUCGCGGCAGGAAAGAUCAGAACGCAGGUCGAAGAAACUUAAGAAGUCAAAAGAGAACAGAUCUCAUGCGACCGCUGAAGUAGAUACCGUGCCGGUGGACAACAAAGCGGCCCCCCCCUUGGAAGUCGAAGCGACCGCACCCGACCAGAACCAGUCUGCCCUUGAUAGCGAAUUGAGUCAAAAUCUAUCCACCAAGACGAAGAAACCGCAGAAGGCAGCUAGCGAUGAGAAGAAAAGUGCACAGGCACCGACAAGGUUCAUCGUCUUUGUCGGAAACCUCCCCUUCAACGCGACAGCGUCUCAAGUGAGAGAUCAUUUUUCCAAACUCGCCCCAAGUAGCGUGCGCCUAUCUACAGACAAGGCGACUGGGAAAAGCAAAGGCUUUGCCUUCCUCGAGUUUGACGCCUACGACAAAAUGAAGACUUGCCUAAAGCUUUACCAUCAUUCUCUAUUCGAUCCCGAAGGCAAAGCUAACGUGGGCAAGUCGGGAGAAAAAGCGGCAGGGGGAAAAACAAAGGGCCGAAAAAUCAACGUUGAAUUGACAGCCGGCGGCGGUGGGAAGAAGAGCCAGGAGCGAAUGUCGAAGAUCAAAGGCAAAAACGACAAGCUUAACGAGGAGCGGAAAAGAAGGAGCACCAAAGAUAAAUCCGAACAAAAGAAGGCCGCCGCGCAAGGAAAGAAGCCUCCCGUGACUGGCGCAAACGCCGCAGAGGCGACUGAAGCUGUACAGGACGACCGCGGUGCUAUACAUCCCAGUCGACUUUCUCGGGUCGGACAUUGA